AUGAAGGGCACCUGCAUGCUGUUGCCUUUGACAUAUCUGGCUGACAACUUACAGAAUUCACGAGCGCGAGUGUACAAUGACUCGUUCUUUGACGGAAUUUUUGUGCCUGCUACGAACAGGUCAGGUUUUUACACUUUGGACGACAACACUCUGGCCGAUUGGCAGUUUCUGAUUGGAAAGAAGAAAUAUGGUGCAGAAUCUCAGAAUCCGACCAUCAAGUCUCUCUUAAUUAUAGCUUACUCCUUUAUUAUAAUCAUCUCCCUAUUUGGAAAUAUUCUCGUUUGCCACGUUGUGAUAAAAAAUAAAAGGAUGCAUUCUGCCACAAGUUUGUUCAUCGUGAAUCUGGCUAUCGCUGACAUCCUUAUUACCCUCCUCAACACUCCGUUCACUUUGGUGCGUUUUGUGAACAGUACCUGGGUAUUCGGGAAAGGCAUGUGCCACAUCAGUAGAUUUGUGCAAUAUUGCUCCUUACACGUGUGCACACUCACGCUGACUGCGAUAGCACUUGAUAGACGGCAGGUUAUUCUACAUCCAUUAAAGCCAAGAAUGUCCACAAUGCGAGGUGUAGUCUGCAUCGCAGUGAUUUGGUUGAUGGCUACCUGCUUUUCCCUCCCCCACGCAAUCUACCAGAAGUUAUUUACAUUUGUGUACAGCAAAGGCAUACUGCGCAGUCUGUGUCUCCCAGAUUUUCCUGAGCCCACUGAUCUCUACUGGAAGUACAUCGACCUGGCAACUUUCGUACUGUUAUACAUGUUACCACUCCUCAUCAUAACUGCAGCCUACACCACUGUGGCCAAGAGGUUAUGGCGGCGAAACGCCAUCGGUGAUGUAACCACCAAGCAGUAUUUUGCCCACAGGAAGAAGAAGAAGAAGACAAUCAAGAUGCUGAUGGCAGUGGUUGCAGUGUUUGCCAUCUGCUGGUUCCCCCUCAACUGCUAUGUAGUGCUUAUCUCUAGCCAGGUCAUCCGUACAAGCAAUGCUCUCUACUUCUCCUUCCACUGGUUUGCCAUGAGCAGUACCUGCUACAACCCAUUUAUCUAUUGCUGGCUCAAUGACAAUUUCCGCGCUGAGCUCAAGUACCUGGCAGGUAUGUGCCGGAAGAUUCCGGGCAGGGCACCUCGGCACUCGCAGCCCACCACGGCUCCCAUUCAGCGUGUUGCAUGGGUUGAGAGCCAUGCCGCCUCCUCUCACACCCAGGCUAAGGAGAGCCAUGGCCUGCACUCCACCUCACAUACUCAAUCCGGCAAAACAGACAUCCUAUCUGUGGAGCCCAUUGUGGCUGUCAGCUAACUACCUCUCUCAGAUGGUUGGUGCCAGCAGAAGACACCUCUUCUAGUCAUCUACCUUCAACUCAACUGACCCAUAUAUCCUUAUCAUCUAAAAAUUCACAUUGACUGUACAAAUGAUUGAGGGUCAGAGUUAGAGCCAUUUAUGAUAUGAUCAUAAAUUUCAUAAGUUCAUAAGUUUAGCAAUGGAUAAAUACCACACUGACAUUAGGAUUUUUUUUUUCCCUCACAGAGAGUGGUUACUGUGUGGAAUGGCUUGCCAGGACAUGUACUAGAGGUGGAAAUACUGGGUUUGGUUGAAGCCCAUGCUUGAUACGGUGCCAAAUACUAUCUGACUUUUAGGUAAACUAAGCAUUAGGUACACUUUAGGAAAACAUAAGCAUUCCUGGGCUGAAUGGCCUGGUCUUAUCAUUAUGUUAUAUUAUGUUACAUACAGUGGGCUCCAGAAUUAUUGACACCACUGACUUGCAGUGCAUAGAAAAUACUAAAUACUACAGAAUAUAUAUACAGUAUAUAUAAUUAUUGAGAUAAA
Messenger RNA from Conger conger (European conger), 1818 nucleotides. RefSeq names its product G-protein coupled receptor 83-like. The record is from RefSeq and is a predicted model, not a curated record. NCBI's taxonomy places the organism in Eukaryota, Metazoa, Chordata, Actinopteri, Anguilliformes, Congridae. The transcript is spliced from 4 exons. Gene Ontology annotation, cellular component: membrane. Gene Ontology annotation, molecular function: neuropeptide Y receptor activity. Gene Ontology annotation, biological process: neuropeptide signaling pathway. The coding region runs from base 1 to 1290 and encodes 429 amino acids.